AUGGUGUAUACUUUAGUUCUUUUAAGACAUGGUGAGAGUACAUGGAAUAAAGAAAAUAAAUUUACAGGAUGGACUGAUGUUCCAUUAAGUGAAAAAGGAGAAGAAGAAGCAAUAUCUGCUGGUAAUUAUCUAAAAGAAAAAAAUUUUAAAUUUGAUGUUGUUUACACUUCUGUAUUAAAAAGAGCUAUUCAUACAACUUGGAAUGUUUUAAAAACUGCUGACCUUUUGCAUGUACCUGUCAUAAAAACCUGGAGAUUAAAUGAGAGACAUUAUGGAUCUCUUCAGGGUUUAAAUAAAUCUGAAACAGCAAAAAAAUAUGGAGAAGAACAAGUUAAAAUAUGGAGAAGAUCUUACGAUAUUCCUCCACCAAAACUAGAUAAAGAAGAUAGCAGAUGGCCUGGACAUAAUAUUGUUUACAAAAAUGUACCAAAAGAUACCUUACCUUUCACUGAAUGUUUAAAAGAUACAGUUGAAAGAGUUUUACCAUUUUGGUUUGAUCAUAUUGCACCUGAUAUUUUAGCAAAUAAAAAAGUUCUUGUUUCUGCACAUGGAAAUAGCUUAAGAGGGCUAGUAAAACAUUUAGAUAGUUUAAGCGAAGCUGAUGUAUUAGAAUUAAACAUUCCCACUGGUGUACCUUUAGUUUACGAAUUAGAUGAAAACUUAAAGCCAAUUAAGCAUUAUUAUUUAUUAGAUAGCGAAGAAUUAAAAAAAAAAAUGGACGAAGUAGCUAAUCAAGGAAAAGCUAAAUAG
Molecule: messenger RNA, 750 nt
Organism: Plasmodium gallinaceum
Lineage: Eukaryota; Apicomplexa; Aconoidasida; Haemosporida; Plasmodiidae
Product: phosphoglycerate mutase, putative
Exons: 3
Coding region: 1-750 (249 amino acids)
Biological process (GO): glycolytic process
Molecular function (GO): intramolecular phosphotransferase activity
Source: RefSeq, a predicted model, not a curated record